Molecule: messenger RNA, 1494 nt
Organism: Laetiporus sulphureus 93-53
Lineage: Eukaryota; Fungi; Basidiomycota; Agaricomycetes; Polyporales; Laetiporaceae
Exons: 3
Coding region: 1-1494 (497 amino acids)
Source: RefSeq, a predicted model, not a curated record
AUGCCAACAAAUGCCGCAGUGACCACGGAGGACGUUGGGGCCGCCGCGCCCGCCAGCAUCAGCCUCAAGGCCGCCUCCAGCCCCACAUCACCCACGUCGUCCAACUCGACCGCAGCUGCGCUCCGCUCGCUCUAUCCCCGCGCUGCGCGGGCCUUUCUCCAGCGCGACACCGCGCUCACGCACGCGCUGCUCGCCUCGGCCUUCACGCUGCUCGCACCGCCGCCCGCGGGUGCGGGCACGCCGGACCCGCUCGCGGGGCAGCGCCGCAAGUGGGAGAUCCUCCGCAUCACGUUCGAGACGACGCUCUACGCUGCGCCCGCCGCGCAGGACUCGGACACGGUCGCGCUACCGCUACGCGAGGACCUGCUGCUCUCGCCGCAGCCGUUCAUCGCGACGGUGUACAACCGGUCGCUCGCGCUCUUCACGCCUGCGCACCCGCCGAGGAAGCCGACGGCGGCGUUUCUGCCUGCGCAGAUCCUGGUUACGCUCGUGCUGGCGAGUUUGAAGCUGGGGUGCACGCAGGUUGGGAGGGGGAUGGUCGAGGAGUGGCUUGCGAGGAGGGGAGGAGAGGAGGGCGCGGAGGAUGCGGAGGGGUAUGCGAAGGUGUUGGAGCUGUAUUGUUUGCAUGUCCUCCCGAGGCUUGAGGAGUGGGACUAUGCGGAGGAGUUUAUACAGUUGGAGAUGGAGCUGCCGCUUGAGACGAGGAAGUACAUGAUUACAUCCCUCCAUUCCCUCCAUGCCCAGGGUCUUGCAGUAUCCCAGCGGAAUCGCAUACAAAAGAGCAUUCCACCGUCCGCGACAGAACCCAUUCUCCCACCCGCCCGCUCCGCCUCCCCCGCAUCCUCCGCAUCAAGCGGUUCCACACACACCGCGACACCCACAACACCACGUCCAGGUGGCAAAAGCGACCUACAAUCCCUCACGCACAUGCAGCCCUCGCCUCACUCCGGCUCCUCCCAGUCCAUCUCCUCCGCCGCAACCUCCCGCACCGUCACGCCCGCCCUCGUCGAGCGACAGCGCUCCCGCUCCUCCAACCGCACGAGAAGCCGCCGAGGCGCGCAGGCACGCUCGCGCGAUCCGCGCUCGGGGUCGUCCACGCGCGGGGCGAUAUCUCCGAUCCCGCGACCGCCGCGCGCGCUGCCUGUAGAGGCCCCACAGCCCCGCCCGCCGACGACGCUUGCGCUGGUGCGCUCGUCGCUUGAGGCGUUGCUGCAUAGCAUGUCGCGCGCGCGGCUGACGGCGUACCUCCUGUUCUUCGUUGUGUUUCCGCUGCUGUCGUUUGUGUUCCGCCUGAGGAGACGGAGGACGAGUGCGGGCCCGGGCCCGGGGCCUGCGCCUGUGGGGAAGGGAGCGGUGGAGGAGGUGAGGAGGCGCUUGAGGAAUGGGCCGUUGGUCGAGACGAAGAGUGCGGGCGGGCUGCUUAGGCAGAUGUGGGAGGAGCUGGUGAGGGCGGUGAGCGAUACGGUGCAGAUGGGAGGGCGGGGGCUGGUGUAG